UUUUGAUAAUGUGCGUGAGCGCCGUGUAAAAAGUGACAGUUCGUCAAUUUUUAGUUUGACUUUGACCAACCAACGGGGUACAAACUAAAAAAGUGUCAAACGAAAAAGUGACCAACCACCGGGUUAGAACUUUGCCCGAAUCCUGACAGAACGCCUUGACUGGGAUAGAACAGAAUGGCACAGCUCUGUUGGUCGAUCAUCGUCUGCAUCGUCUGUCAUUUUUUUAUCAGAAUCACCCUGUGUUUUCAAAAUGGAAAUAAACAAAGUUUGACAACGACUUGAGUGGUGGACAAGGAGAUCAACGGAAGUUUUUGCUCGGCGAAGCGGAUUGCGACAAGUAGCUGAACGACACCAACCAGCUGUGUCCAGUAUGGCGAGAUUUAGCAUCUACGCGGAAAAGCAUCUACGCAGCACCUACAAUAACUGCUACCGGGUUGUGGUGCUGGAAAAGACCGUCCCGUCGAAGAAUUUGCUCAAGGUCCGCCUGAUUGUAUGGCAACGAGGCCUGCCUCGGAUCCGGAUUCGGAUAAAGAACGCAGCGGAAAUUGAUUGCCGUGAGCUGGUGCAAAUCGUUCAGCCACCGGCUUUCUUGUUGGGCAUGCUGGGUGAAGCGGAUGACAAGUUCGACGAGGUUGGAAUUAUUCCGAUUAUCUCGUCACGCACUGAUCAGUGCCGUGGUGAGAUUGGAGAUCUGGUUUGUAUCGAUACCUCGGACGACGGUUCGUCCCUAGGGUUGAUUGACGUUAACUACUGGCCGCAUAUCCCGCAGGACAAAAGCAUCGUCCGAAUUACGUUCGUUCAUACGCAACCUGCCGGUCUACUCGAUGACAAGCAAAAUCCACGACCUGGAUUCGACUGCCGGUAAAAAUCCCAGACUGAUCAUCGAGCACCUGCAAGACUUGAGGUUCGCAUAACUUCACCUGGAACAGCUGUUUGAAAGGAAGCCCUACAAGUACAAGUACGUCCGAAACGCAAA
This is a messenger RNA of Culex quinquefasciatus (southern house mosquito), 976 nucleotides long. RefSeq lists its product as uncharacterized. The record is from RefSeq and is a predicted model, not a curated record. Lineage: Eukaryota; Metazoa; Arthropoda; Insecta; Diptera; Culicidae. The coding region runs from base 371 to 865 and encodes 164 amino acids. The transcript has 2 exons.